Messenger RNA from Chelonia mydas (Green sea turtle), 1116 nucleotides. It is a transcript of the gene BBIP1, whose product is annotated as BBSome interacting protein 1. The record is from RefSeq and is a predicted model, not a curated record. Gene Ontology annotation, biological process: receptor localization to non-motile cilium; cilium assembly. Bases 264 to 590 code for a protein of 108 amino acids. The transcript is spliced from 2 exons. Gene Ontology annotation, cellular component: BBSome. Lineage: Eukaryota; Metazoa; Chordata; Testudines; Cheloniidae.
CAAGACGGUCGAUGUGCAGUGCGCAUGCGUUUCAGCGCCGUGCGCCUGGGGUGAGGAGACGGCGGCGGGACCGUGAAUUACGAGGUGACGACAGGACGCUGCCUACGCGGGACGCGUCCCGUCCUGACGCGCUGCCGCACGGGUCCGGGCAGGUUGAAGGCGGCCCGCUCAGGCCCUAGCGACGCGGGGGCGGGUCAGCCUCCGCCGGCAGCUUCUCAGGGGCCGCCUCAGCGCCGCGCAGGCAGCCGCCCGACGCCGCCGCCAUGCCUGAGGGCAAGUCCGUCUUCCGGGAGGUGCUGCCCAAGCAAGGUAACCGCCGUGCCGCCUGCGCCCCGCAGCGCUCCCUGCGCCGGGCCCGGCCAGCCGCUCUCGGGCCGCCUCCCCCGUCACCCGCUUCGGCGCCCCGGCGCUCCCCGAGGGGGCAGUUGUCAGUGGAGGAUGUGCCUACCAUGGUGUUAUGUAAGCCAAAACUGUUGCCUUUAAAAUCUGUUACCCUAGAAAAGCUAGAGAAAAUGCAGCGAGCAGCACAGGAGACAAUUCGCCAGCAAGAAGUGGCACAGAAGGAGCAGCAGCAACAAAGCGAACAAUAGUGUGCAUGAUGGCUCACCCCCUUUAAGAAAUAUUUCACCUAAAUAUUGUACCUUAGUUUGUGUAUAUUAAUUUAGUGAUGUUUGCUGUACAGUUAUUAAAAAGGAGUUCAGGAAUGGUAGAAGUCCAUACUAAACUUUCUUAGCUCAUGUCUUCUUAUAUUGUACAUAUUAUAAAUGUCUGUAGAUUUUGCUUAAGAGGAGUCUUUUGUUAGUAUGCUUACUACCUUCUCUGUAGCUGGGGCUUUCGGCUUCGUAGCUUGAUUUCUUUUUUAAAAAGCUUCAUAAUUGUGCUGGCUUAAAAAAAAAGCCCCAUGAAGAGUUUGUCCCCCUCAACUUAAUCUUUUUUUUUCUCUAAGCUAUUUACUUUAGUUCAUUACUUGAGGCUGGAGAUGUAUAGCUAACACUUCUGAAAUGUUACAAAUCUUGCCUGGCCGUUCUGGUCUAGGUAUUAUAUUAGAGCAGCAGCUCUGCUAGAGGUUAAGCAUUGUUUACUGUUUAAAGCAUUACAUAAGUGCUCUACAAUCCA